Messenger RNA from Ostreobium quekettii, 1014 nucleotides. Lineage: Eukaryota; Viridiplantae; Chlorophyta; Ulvophyceae; Bryopsidales; Ostreobiaceae. The record is from the annotation of a GenBank genome assembly.
AUGGCGAAUCCGGGGAAUUCCUUCAGCCAGCUGGUGGAGACCUGCUCCAGCGGGGGUGGUGAGGCGCUGCCCAACCCGCUGAGUGGGCAUCCGAGAUACGAGAAGGUGGGCGACCUCGGCAAGGGCUCCCAAGGCUUCGUGCUGCUGUGCUCGGACAAGUUCACGGGCGAGCGCGUGGCGAUCAAGUUCCUGCGCAGGGGCCUGGCGUCCAGCGAAAAGAUUCGGAGAGAGCUGCUGAACAUGAGGCCCUUCUGGCACGCGCACGUCAUCCAGUUCUACGAGGUGUUCUUGACGGACCUGUACGUGUGCAUAGUGAUGGAGUACGCCCCCGGGGGCAGCCUGUCGCACUACCUGGCGAAGAACGUGCUCACGGAGGACGUGGCGCGUUUCUUCUUCCAGCAGCUCAUCUUCGCAGUGCGAUACUGCCAUCACAUGAAAGUGGCCAACAGAGACAUCAAACUUGAAAACACGCUAUUGGAUGCUGACAGGAAACUUCUGAAGCUGUGCGAUUUUGGACUGUCUAAGGACAACAACGAUUCGAUGUGCAAGACACGCGUUGGCACCCCCAACUACUUGGCGCCUGAGAUCAUAAACAUGCGGAAGGGGGGCACCUACGAUGGGAAGGCUUGCGAUGUCUGGGCCUGUGGGGUCAUGCUGUACGUCAUGCUGUUCCGAUCUUUCCCAUUUGAAAGACCAGAGGACAGGGGUCUCGACCCGAAGGUGGCCAUGCUGUCAUUGAUGGAGCGGAUCGUGAAGGGCGAUUGGAAUGUACCCAAGGAGUCAAACAUGUCUGCUGGCGCCCUUGAUUUGCUGGGCAGGAUCCUUGAGCCAGUUGCGGAGAAGAGAAUCACUGUGGAGGGCAUCAUCAACCAUCCGUGGUACCAGAUCCACCUGCCCCCUGGUGCGGACAAACCCAACUACCCGAAACGGCCCGAAGAGGGCCUGCAGACAGUGGAAAGCAUUGUCGAAAUCCUUAUGGAGGCGAACAACACUGAUGAAAUGAUGAUGGGCUGA